UCUCUCUCUCUCUCUCUCUCUCUCUCUCUCCGCUCUAUAGAAGUUUGAAACAAAGCAAAGCCUAAUUUAAGAUCUAAUUUGCAUACCACCAAUUCUACCCAAGUACAAAUGACUGAGGUAUGAAACUAAAGCUUUUGAGGAUGCCAAUAAAGUUGAUGAUGACCACCACUUUAUAGUUCUAGAUCUGCAGAACGUAAAGCCUGCAAAGGAAUUCCAUGUUUAGUAAGAUUCAUAACUUCUGUUUGUUGUAAUGAUUCAUAGCCUUGAUAUUCAUUAUUAGUUUGAUCAAUGCCACGGCAAAACUUGAAUGUGGAGGGAAGGAUUGUAGGGCAGUGCAAGAUCAGAAAGAGAGGGUGUUCAUCAUCGUCUUCUUCCUCAUUUGUGAAGAAUUAUCGAUUGAAACGUGCGAUUUUGGUUGGCAAGAGAGGAGGGUCAAGCACUCCAGUGCCAACUUGGAAGAUGAAUUCAAGAUCACCUUCAUUGCAAAAUGAAAUAUCAAUGAAGAAUCUGCCUGUGAAGGGUGGUGGUGGAGGGAAAGAUCUGUUGUCGGUUUCAGCGCGACAAUUGGCUGCUACUUUAUGGGAGAUCAAUGAGGUUCCUCCGCCCAAUACAAAAGAAAAUUUGGAGGAGAAAAGAAAUAAGAUGAAGAUGAGGAACAGAGGGCUUGUGAAGCAUUUAGAUGAUCCAUCUCAUAGUCCUGUUUCAGAGAGAAUGGAUCCAUCUAAAGGGGCUGGUCACUGCAGAAGAGCAUCUGUUGCUUCUCACAAACUUCAGCUCACUGAUUAUAAUUUGGGAGGAUUGAAGUCUCUCCACAAUGCUAGUAUAGUGGAGAUUGAACCUCAAACAUGUGGCCAGACUCCAAGUGGAUGCACAUUUGGAGUUAAGACCCGUUUAAAGGAUGUCCGUGACAGCCUGACCACCUGUAAGGAGCUUGUGAAGGUACUAAAUCGCAUUUGUGGUCCGGAGCAUCAACAUUCAACAAGCUUAUCCCUUGUCUCAGCACUAAAGAUUGAGCUUGACAGAGCUCGUCUAGAGGUCGGUAAAUUAAUCCAAGAACAAGGGUCUAACCAUAAAGAGAUCGAUUUCAUCUUGAAGCAAUUUGCAGAAGAAAAGGCAGCUUGGAAAAUUAAAGAACAGGAUAAAAUUCACAAUGCCCUUAUGUCCAUAGCACGAGAGCUUGAAAUCGAGAAGAAACUGAGAAGACAAACUGAGAGACUGAACAAGAAGCUUGGCAAGGAAUUGGCAAAUACUAAGGCAUUCCUGUCAAAAGCAGUCAAAGACCUGGAGAGCGAGAAGACGGCAAGAGAGAUAUUGGAGCAAGUCUGUGACGAGUUAGCCAGAGGUAUUGGAGAAGACAGAACCGAGGUGGAAGAACUAAAGAAACAAUCUGCUAAAGUUCGUGAAGAGGUGGAAAAAGAAAGGGAAAUGCUUCAACUAGCUGAUCUGUUAAGAGAGGAAAGAGUCCAAAUGAAGCUUUCGGAAGCCAAGUAUCAAUUUGAGGAGAAAAAUGAAGCUGUGGACAAGCUUAGAAGUGAGCUUCAGUCCUACUUGAGAACCAAAGCGGGGGGAGAAAAAGAUGAUGGCUCUCCAAACUAUGACAGAAUCAAAGAGCUUGAAGAGUAUUUAAAGAGAACAAUUUCAGGGUCAUGUCAAAACGGUGGGAUAGAGAAGGAUGAAGGGGAAGUAGUAAAUGAAGAGGAGUGUGGAGGAGAUGAUUCGGCUGAUAGUGAUCUUCAAUCCAUUGAACUAAAUAUGGACAACAGCAGAAAGAGCUAUGAAUGGAGUUAUGCGUGUGGAGGAAUUGCUCCAAAUGAUCCAAAGACGAUUCCACUUGAUAAAAUCAAGGGGAGGAAAUCUAUUUCUGAGAAAACUCAACACAGAGGUGUUUCCUUGGAAAGCAAAGAUUCAAAUGGCAUCAAAUGGGAAUUUGGCACUAAACAUCAAGAAAGUUUAGAGGGAGUAGAGGGUGAAAUAUUUUUAGACCUUGCUUCACAAGCUCAGAAGAAAGAUUAUGAAGAUGAGAUCAGGAGAUAUGAAAUGAUUAGAGAUCUUAGAGACCAUAUUGUGUCUGGUUCUGGAAAAACAUCUUCCAAAGGUUUUGCUGCUAGUCCAACGCAGAUGAUGUUGAGUGAAGGAUUGGCAGUGUUGCAGGGAGCAAGGUGAACGUGAGACUAGAGAUGAUAAAAAACGAAUGCCAGAGUUCAAUAAACUUUUUACGAAAUAUACCUUUUCUCAUCAAUUUUCUUCUGUGGACUAAUUCAUUUGCAUGUCCUAACAGAUGGUCAGAUCUUCUGAAUUUCUGCUGUCUUUGUAGAAACCAAUUGGCACAUUUCGGCUGUGGAAGACUGGGGAUAGAAAUCUGAGAUACAUUAAUUGUAUACAUCCUGCCGCUUCAACUGGUAAUGAAAAGCUACAAGUAUCAAUGAGUCUUGCUGUUCUGUUUAUCUCAGCAAUCAAUCCCCCCAAUUCCUUAUUCUCUGAUUUUUUUGGGCCAUUUCUGCGCCUAGAGAUCUUUCAGCUUUGACUGUAGUUUUUGUUAUGCUUGACAACCAACAAUUAAUUUUUUACGGUGUGCCUGG
Molecule: messenger RNA, 2579 nt
Organism: Ilex paraguariensis (yerba mate)
Lineage: Eukaryota; Viridiplantae; Streptophyta; Magnoliopsida; Aquifoliales; Aquifoliaceae
Source: the annotation of a GenBank genome assembly